AUGACUAUCAGAAUCUUAUUUCUAUUGUUUUUAAACGUUCGUUUAGUAGUGAUGUUACGCUUUGAAACAUCGAUUGCAGAGAAAGUGUGGAGCGAACGAUGUUCAAGAAACAGUAUUGCUUUGAACGAUUGCAACUGGUGCCACUGCGGUCCUAAGAGCCAAUACACUUGCCGGGCUCGAGACUGCAGCGAAGUUGAUAUGUUUGGUCACUUCAAUGAUGCCAUCACUCAUAUGGAUGUAGGAAUGGAAGGCCGCGGCGUCUGGCGAUCAGAGAAAACUCCUUGCGAAGCAGGAGUGCACUACCGCAAGAACGAGCUUCUGUGCGUAUGCACCGAAGAAGGCACGUGGCCCAACCCGGUCUGCCGAGACAUCUUCAGAGUCCUACACACCGUAGAAAUGACCGACUCAAAGAAACCAGCCGAGAACACCAGCUGUAGUGCAACCAAAGCCUACCUCUAUGACUGCAAUGUUUGUUUCUGUCCCGAAUCAGGUCUAAUAGACACAAAGUUUUGCACAAAAAGAAAAUGCGAAAGCGAAAAAGUCUCAAAAGCUCACACUGACGACGACAGAGUUGAAGAGGUAUACGCCACGUGUACCCCUAGUAAAAGAUAUAAGCUCGGCUGUCAAAUUUGCGUCUGUCUCCGAAACAACCGGCUCUUAUGUGACAACUGUACUGCCGAAGACGAUCACGAUAUGGCUACAACGCAAAAUACUGCUUGCUACCAGAAAAAAGCCGGUACUGUGUUUAAAAAAGCUUGUAACUUCUGCCAUUGUAACAAGAAAGACACUAUAUACUGUACAGCGAAGAAGUGUUUGCAGGCACACACGCAGAUCUCUUUACCGCAGCUGAGUUACGAAGAAGCGCAACAGAGUGAGGAUGAGUUUAACUGUGUGCCUGGAACCAAGUAUGAGAAGGACUGCAAUACGUGUCACUGCUUCAUGCUGGACGGAGUGAAGUACUUUGGAUGUACGAUGAACAUCUGCAAGCAGCCAACUGAAUUAUUGCACGACAGGACCUGUGUCGAAGGAACCUCUUACCAAGUCAACUGCCUGAUCUGCCACUGUGUCAUGGAAAACGAUGAGAAACGCGAGUACUGUACUAUUGACGAGGCUUGUAAGACAGCAGACAAGACGCCUAAGGAGCUAUCUACAAUGCAUGGCUAUUGUGAACCUAUGCAUUUUUAUCAGUCGGACUGUAACAAAUGUCGAUGCUUGGCUGACGGUAAGACAGUUGCAUGUACAUCGAAGUUAUGUUCGAAGAAAAAGGAGAAACUGAAGGAAAUUUUCACGGAUACUAGAGGUAUUCCAAAAUUUCGAGGAGAUUUGAAGCCGCCGCCUGAUCAGCCUAUGAUGAUGGAGUUCAUACCAUUCGUGCAGAAGGAUAAUUCUUGUCCUAAGGGACAAACUUACAUGGUAGAUUGCAAUGUUUGUUAUUGCAUGAAAACUGGUAAUGCUGUGUGUACGACGAAGCAAUGCUGA
Molecule: messenger RNA, 1479 nt
Organism: Helicoverpa zea (corn earworm)
Lineage: Eukaryota; Metazoa; Arthropoda; Insecta; Lepidoptera; Noctuidae
Exons: 3
Coding region: 1-1479 (492 amino acids)
Molecular function (GO): peptidase inhibitor activity
Source: RefSeq, a predicted model, not a curated record